Molecule: messenger RNA, 1269 nt
Organism: Lathyrus oleraceus (garden pea)
Lineage: Eukaryota; Viridiplantae; Streptophyta; Magnoliopsida; Fabales; Fabaceae
Product: beta-galactosidase
Exons: 1
Coding region: 1-1269 (422 amino acids)
Biological process (GO): carbohydrate metabolic process
Molecular function (GO): hydrolase activity, hydrolyzing O-glycosyl compounds
Source: RefSeq, a predicted model, not a curated record
AUGGGUUCAUUAUCCUGUUAUAACAUUAUCUUAAUGAGUAUAAUUAUGUUGCACUCAUGUUUUGCCAUAGAGGUUUCUUAUGAUUCAAAAGCUCUCAUUAUCAAUGGAGAAAGACGUCUUAUUUUUUCAGGUGCAAUCCAUUAUCCAAGAAGCACCGUGGAGAUGUGGCCUGACCUUAUUCAAAAGGCCAAAGAUGGUGGCCUUGAUGCCAUUGAAACUUAUAUAUUUUGGGAUCGUCACGAACCUGUUCAACGUGAAUAUAAUUUCUCAGGAAAUUUGGAUUUUGUCAAAUUUUUCAAGCUUAUCCAAGAAGCUGGACUAUAUGCCAUUAUGAGGAUUGGUCCUUAUGCAUGUGCGGAAUGGAACUACGGAGGGAUCCCAGUGUGGCUUCACAAUAUUCCUGGGAUUGAGUUAAGGAUAGAUAAUAUGGUUUACCAGAACGAAAUGCAAAUUUUUACGACAAAGAUCGUGAAUGUGGCAAAGGAAGCAAAUUUAUUUGCAUCACAAGGAGGUCCCAUUCUUCUAGCUCAAAUUGAGAAUGAAUAUGGAGAUAUCAUGUGGAAUUACAAAGAUGCAGGGAAGACAUACGUUAAAUGGUGUGCUCAGAUGGCUCUAGCACAAAACAUUGGGGUUCCAUGGAUCAUGUGUCAGCAACCUGAUGCUCCUCAACCUAUCAUCAAUACUUGCAAUGGAUACUAUUGUCAUAAUUUUAAACCCAAUAACCCAAAAAGUCCUAAAAUGUUCACUGAAAACUGGAUUGGUUGGUUCCAAAAAUGGGGUGAAAAGGUUCCCCAUAGAAGUGCUGAAGAUUCAGCUUUCUCAGUUGCACGCUUUUUCCAAAAUGGAGGUGUAUUAAACAACUACUACAUGUACCAUGGAGGAACCAACUUUGGCCGCACAGCAGGUGGACCAUAUAUCACAACAUCUUAUGACUAUGAUGCACCAAUUGACGAGUAUGGGAAUUUGAAUCAACCAAAAUGGGGACAUCUUAAGCAACUUCAUGCAGCAAUUAAAUUGGGUGAAAAUGUUCUUACAAAUUAUACAUCAAUAAAUGAUAAGGAUCUGGGAAAUGGAAUCACACUUACAACAUACUCUAAUUCCAAUGGCGCAAGAUUUUGUUUCCUGAGCAAUAAUGACACUAGCAAAGAUGCAAAUGUUGACUUACAAAAUGAUGGUAAAUACUUUAUUCCUGCCUGGUCCGUCACCAUUCUUAAUGGAUGCAACAAAGAAUUUUCAAUACAGCAAAGGUUAACAGUCAAACCUCAAUAA